This is a messenger RNA of Entrophospora sp. SA101, 948 nucleotides long. NCBI's taxonomy places the organism in Eukaryota, Fungi, Glomeromycota, Glomeromycetes, Entrophosporales, Entrophosporaceae. The record is from the annotation of a GenBank genome assembly.
AUGGAAACAUAUGCCAACAUUUAUGGUUGUGAACUUGAUAAUACAAUAAAUUCACUAAAAUAUAUACAAGAAUCUUUAAAAUCAUUAUCAUCAACACCAGAAACAAACGAUGUUUCUACUUUUACUUCAGCUGCUGCUAAUUUCAUACCAAUACCUCCUGAAGUACUUAUUAAAGCACUAAAUCAAGCUGAACUAAUAGAAAUAGAGCUUAGAAAUAGAAGAAACGAAAGAAUUAAAGCUCUUGAGAAUUUACCAGCAAAUUUAUCAAAUGAACCAUUGAAACAACGAUUGGCUUUUGAUGAUGACAACAAACCUGUUUCAAAUCCUAAGCUCAAAGCCAUUCGUAAUAAUGUUUUUCAAUACAGUCCGAUGUAUAAUAAACCACAGAGACUUGAUGAUAUUUUACAAUAUAGACGACCAGAAGAAAAAGUAGAGUACACUUUGUCAUAUAUUCAAAAACGUGAACAAGAUCGUAUACAGAAAAAAAUCAACAAAAAGAAAGCCAAGCGAAAUAGAUUUUUGUUUCAGAUAAAAGCAACGUAUGCAGAUUAUGUCACAAUAUCUGAGUUAAUGAGGGAUAAAAAACUUGCAUUUGGUAGGGCAGUCUUAAACUAUCAUGCAUCUGUUCAAAAAGAACAACAAAGAAAGCAAGAUAAAUUCCAACGAGAAAGGUUGAAUGCUUUAAAAAACGAUGAUGAAGAGGCAUACAUGAAAUUGAUUGAUGAAACUAAAGACACCAGACUCAGUCAUUUAUUAAAACAAACUGAUCAAUAUCUUGAAAAAUUGGCAAAAGCAGUUUCCACUCAACAAAAUGAACCUUUUAAUAAUAAUUCAAUGAUUAACACUCAUUUCGUUCCCAGCACUAUAUUUUCAUCACCAGUUAUUGACGAAGACAAUAUCAUUGAAACAACAGAUAAAAGAAGAAGUAAAGCAACCGUUGAUACUUAA